AUGAGCAUAAGAAAUGUAGAUCGUGAGGAAACAAAUAAAAUAUUGUCGAAUAAACAAAGGCAAUCCAGAGAAAUUGAAAGAUUAAAAAUACAUGAAUUAGAAUCAGAAUCCGGCUGUUCCUCUACUACAUUAUUGUCAGGGUCAGGAUCUGACCCCUCACAAUAUCUAUUUUCUUCAGAUGAUGACUUUAUCAAUCCAAACUUACUCUUAAAAAACACUCAAAUAAGAACAAAGAUACCUACGUUAGAUCUUGUAUGUGUUAAAUAUGGUAUAUCUGAUCGAUCAGCUGCUGCAAUUGCUAGUGGAGUAUUAAAUGAUGUAGGAAUAAUUACCACAGAUUCGUCGAAAAAAUUUGACCAAAAUGAAGUAAGAAGAGAGCGAAAGAAAUCUAGAAAUACCGCAAGAAAGAAGUUUUAA
Molecule: messenger RNA, 417 nt
Organism: Psylliodes chrysocephalus
Lineage: Eukaryota; Metazoa; Arthropoda; Insecta; Coleoptera; Chrysomelidae
Source: the annotation of a GenBank genome assembly